This is a messenger RNA of Paralichthys olivaceus (Japanese flounder), 3767 nucleotides long. Its product is annotated as ral guanine nucleotide dissociation stimulator-like 1. Gene Ontology annotation, cellular component: plasma membrane. Gene Ontology annotation, molecular function: guanyl-nucleotide exchange factor activity. Lineage: Eukaryota; Metazoa; Chordata; Actinopteri; Pleuronectiformes; Paralichthyidae. The record is from RefSeq and is a predicted model, not a curated record. Gene Ontology annotation, biological process: positive regulation of GTPase activity; Ras protein signal transduction.
GUCCUCACACACUUUGAGGAGACUCAGCUGCAGGUAUCGGUCUCUUCUCUGCCGAGGAAACAAAACCUUCCACACCGAAGCAGAUGUGAAAGAUUUAAUCCAGAUGUAAAAGAUUUAAUCCAGAUGUGAAAUGUAAAGAACAGUUUGUGGUUUUUAUCCGUUCAUGUAGCUUCAAACAAGAGAAGAAUAAGUUUGUAUAAUUCCAAACAUGCAGCCUUAAAGUAGACGUUCGGUCCUUAGGAGAUGAGGAGCUGCAGAGUCUAACACCUGAGGACGUCAUGGGAAAAUGGGAGCUGACAAUGAACCCAGUGCAGGAGUGGGGCGAGGAGUUUGAGGACGGCGCCGUGUACGGGGUCACUCUGCGCCGGGAGCCCGCCCCCUCCUCCGCCCCCCAAACCGAUGAUGCGAACCCGUCCUGCGCUUUUGUCCAGUACCGAACCUGCAAGGUGCGGCGUCUGAAGGCCGCCACGCUGCAGCUGCUGGUGAACCACGUCCUGGACCCGAGCUACCAGGAGCAGGACUACAGCAAGAUCUUCCUCUCCACGUACAGAACGUUCACCAGCAGCUCCACGCUCAUAGAGCUGCUCUUCCAAAGAGACAACGCUGCGUCAGACCUGGACAUCUGUGACAGCUACAGGAGCCCUCUGUUAGCCUUCAUCCAGACGUGGUUGGAUGAGUUCAGCGAGGACCUCAGGGAUCCUCCCACGCACUCGGCCCUCAGGCUGCUGCUGGAUCACCUGAGCAUCAGCUCCGCGGUGCUCGACAACAUGCGCAGCCAACCCAACUUCUGCUCGUUGGCCGGGCAAGCCGAGGCGCUGCUCAAGAGCUUCCAGAGAGAAGAACCGGAGACGAACGUCGGUUCUGCUCCGGCGGAUCUGGAUCAGGAGGACGAGGGAUCUGGUGAUGACGACUCAGGAUGUGAAAACUCUCUGGAUCCAGGUGGGAUCAUGGAUUUCUCUGCUGCCGCCGUUGCCGAACAGCUCACCCGCAUGGAUUCUGCUCUUUUUGUCAAAGUGGUUCCUUACCAGUGUCUGGGCUGCGUGUGGUCUCAAAGGGACAAGAAGGAAAACAUGUCUCCCACCAUCCGGGCCACCAUCUCCCAGUUUAAUGCCGUCACCAGCCAGGUGAUCAUGUCGCUGCUCUGCCAGCCCGAGGACCCCGCCUCCAGUCCCACUUCCGCCUGCCGGCCCCCCACCACUCCUGCACAAAGGGCCCGCAUCAUCGAGAAGUGGAUCAGAGUAGCGCAGGAAUGUCGUGUGCUGAAGAACUUCUCGUCUCUCAGGGCGAUUCUGUCGGCGCUUCAGUCUAACGCCGUCUACAGGCUGAGGAAGACCUGGGCGGCUGUCAGCAGAGAGAGCACGUCCACGUUUAAUAACCUGUGUGAGACGUUCCCUGACGAGAACUGUGUCCUCACCAACAGAGAGCUGCUGGGGGAGGACGGAGGCCAGGCCAGCGUGGAUAACAUUUCUCCAAAGAUAUCCAAGCGGUGUCCGAUCUCCAGACAGAUGAGUACGUCCAGUGGAGUGGUUCCUUACCUGGGGACCUACCUGACCGUCCUCACCAUGCUGGACACUGCUCUGCCCGACACCGUGCAGAGUGGACUCAUAAACCUCGAGAAGAGACGAAGGGAGUUUGAGGUUCUGUCUCAGAUCCGUGUGCUGCAGGCGUCCUGUUCCCAGUACACUCUGCCCCAUCACCCCAGAGUCGCUGCCUGGCUGCAGGGACACAAGCUGCUCACCGACCAGGAGAGUUAUGAACUGUCGAGACAGCUGGAGCCUCCGGUGGACGUUUGCUCACCGGUUCUGUGGAGCCACCGCACGCUCACCAAGAAGCUCUCCAGUCUCCUGACCGUGAGCGAUGGAUCCAAGAAACUCCCGGCCGACCGGAUCAGCGUCUCCUCCUCCGGAUCCAGUGGAUCUGAGAUGGAGGAUCUCUCCUCCCCGAACUCGGCCUGCUCCAUCAGACUGCAGUCCUUUCACAGCUCGUGCAACAACGUGUCCGAGCCCUUCUCCUCGUCCUCCUUUGCGUCAUCCUCCCCGUGCUCCUCCGCCGCCUCCUCUCCAGACUCUCCCACUCCCUCCAGCCCCCCCUGCAACUGCCGGGCGGACCCUCACCCGCCGGCCUCGUCAUGCGGCGGCGGCGGCGGUGCACGGCCGAAGUCUUCGCUGGCCUCCCUCCACAAACGCUCCGUGUCCAUGACCUCUCUGCCCGUGUACAACCGUCAGGUGGCCGACUCGUGCAUCGUCAGGGUGAGCGUCGACUUGUCCCAGAGCAACGGCAACAUGUACAAAAGCAUCCUGUUGACCAGUCAGGACAAAACUGCUCAUGUGAUUCAGAGGGCGUUGGAAAAACAUCACCUUGAGCACAUGAGCUGGAAGGAGUUCACCCUGACUCAGGUCAUCUCCCAGAACAGAGAGUUGCUCAUCCCAGACAAAGCAAACGUCUUUUACGCGAUGUCCACAUCGGCAAACUUUGACUUCGUUUUACGGCAAUUCCCCAAAGGCCAGAAGAAACCGCUGAGGGCCACAUCCAGCCUGGGGCGAUACACAAAGUAGCUCCGAGAGUCCGGAGGAGCUUCUUCCUGGAGAGUGGUCCUACUUUUUAACAGUUGUUCUAGAAGACGACGUUCUCAGACCUGAGAUCCACGUUUUCACCAGAGAUGAAACUUUUUAAAACGUGACUCACAAUGAUGCAGAAGCACUUUAUGAAGAGGAAGCGGCCGAAACUGAUGAAGCUUCAGAUAAACACCUGGAUCGGACUUGCUUUUUUUUCCUGUUGGAAUAAACCGGGCAUAAAUCCGACCAUUGAACCAAAGAAUUCCUUGAUUUUUUUCCCCUGAGGCGUUUGAGUCCGCUGCUCGAUGUCCCUUUAUAUAGUCGUUGCUAUGAAGACGUCCCUCAGAGAGCAACACGUGUGGACAUCAGCGACCUACAUAUCUAAAAAUGUAUGUAGAUAUAUAUAUACAUGAAAGCUGAGAAAUAACACAGCUGGACGCUAAUAAUAACCUGUGUGUUAGAUAAGGGUAUGUGGGUCAGAUGCUGUGCACAGCCGGUAUCUAACUCCCGGCGCCCUGCAGCGAGUGGUCGGCCGCUGCAGAUGAGACACCCCUGCUGUGCUGGACGUGUUGCCGUAUGAGGAGUGGGUGGAGUCGCUCUCAGCAGGGAUCAGUGUGUUCCCUGCGAGUCUCGGAUCUGUUGCCGUGAUGUUUAGCGUGCGCGGCUCGCACCCCCGACCGGAAAGAUGGCAUUCCUGAACUCUGGUAACCAUGGCAGCAGCAGAUAUUUGACGGACGGAGAUGUAAAUGCAAAUGAGGCAACGAUAAGGGUGAUCUGUUCAUGCUUGUAGAUUUUCUGAUGGUUUCUAUUUAUUUUCACUUUGGUUCCGCUAUGGUUCACUUUGAAUGCACCUUUAUCACGUUGUGAUGACUCACGAGGCUUUAACUUCGUGUUCUGACUUUUAUUCGGAGACACGGUUGAUUGACGUGGCCAGAAUUUCUUCUCCCCUGAUGAAAACUGAGAAUAUUUAAAAUGCCUGUUUGUAUUUUUUAACUUAAUUGUAUUUAACAGUGAGGCGCAGACUUGUGAAGCUGGGAUGGAACCCCCCCAUAAACAAGAAUAAACAUUUUAGAAUAAGUUAAUUUCUCCUGAAACUGUGCAAUAUCAACACCCCCUCUGUCGGUCGUUUAUAAUUUAUCUUAUAAAUAUGUUUGACGUGUUCAACCUUUUUUUGAUGAAGACAAAUGUUUGGUUGUAAAACAAAAUGAAUAA